AUGAAUAAGCCACAUAUUUCCACCCACAUCUUGGACACUACACUUGGCCGUCCUGCGCCAGACGUUUCGAUCAAGUUGUACAAGUUUGUUAAAAGUAGUUGGAGCUUUAUUAGUGAGAGAGGUGAAAAGGAGUGUAAAACACUGUCAAACGGCCGCUGCGAAGAUCUCCUCCAGAUAGCAAACGCAACACUGACAGCAGAUCGUUACAAAUUAAUCUUCGAAGUAAAGAAGUACUUCGACUCAACAAACACAAAUGCCCUGUAUCCAGAGAUUGAUAUUAUCGUGGAGAUAAAAAAUGCGGAACAGAAUUAUCACCUUCCAUUGUUAUUGAAUCCAUAUGGUUACAUGAGCCUUGUUGAAGACAUAGAAAGAAGAAAUGUCCUGAAGAUGUGUGCAUUACUCUCGUGA
Molecule: messenger RNA, 408 nt
Organism: Diachasmimorpha longicaudata
Lineage: Eukaryota; Metazoa; Arthropoda; Insecta; Hymenoptera; Braconidae
Exons: 5
Coding region: 1-408 (135 amino acids)
Biological process (GO): purine nucleobase metabolic process
Molecular function (GO): hydroxyisourate hydrolase activity
Source: RefSeq, a predicted model, not a curated record